Molecule: messenger RNA, 3819 nt
Organism: Hemicordylus capensis (graceful crag lizard)
Lineage: Eukaryota; Metazoa; Chordata; Lepidosauria; Squamata; Cordylidae
Gene: EFR3B
Product: EFR3 homolog B
Exons: 23
Coding region: 982-3435 (817 amino acids)
Biological process (GO): protein localization to plasma membrane
Cellular component (GO): plasma membrane
Source: RefSeq, a predicted model, not a curated record
CUGGCUUCUGCACAGAGGAGGCCACCAGCCGGCUCCUGGGGACUGUGGCCACCUUGAGGCGGCCGCGCUUUGGAGAGCAAGCUGAGCCCGUGGGCUGCCUUUUCCCCUGGUGAAUGGGUUGCUGGUGACUCCCCUUCCUCUGGCCUCUCCCGCCCCGACAGGAGAAGGAGCCUCUGCUGUGGUGACCCUUGAGUGUUUCCCCUCAGGAGGAGGCUCUGGGCCUCCGGAGGAGGAGGAGGAGGAGGAUGCCCGCGCCAUGGAUGGAUGGUUGGGUUCCUUGAGUCGUCCAGACCCUGCUGACACUCCCAGCUGCUCCCCGUGUCCAUGGAAACCACAGUGGGCAGCCCGGGAGGAAGGUAGAGGCUGACAGGCGAGGGAGGAACCUGGCUGACAAAGGAGGCUCUCUCUUGCCAGCCCUCUCCUGGUGGGCCGGCUCUCGGCAUGGGUGCCCCCCUCAGACUUGAGCACUAGGCUUUGCUUCACGGUGCCAGAGGAAGGGGGAGCAAGCCCCGAUCUCUCUGGGAGCCCUGCAGCAGGGGACAGGGGCCGGGAGGCGGCGGCUGCCCUCUGAGCCUCCCGCCGUCGAGCAAGGCUGCACCGGGGAAGAGGAGGACACACACUGCUGCUCCUGGCUGGUCCCCAGGGCAAAGCAGAGGAGGAGGCCCCCGGCGGCAGGAGGUGCCCACCUGGAUCUGGGGGCUGUGGGGUGGGUGUGUGCAGAUGCUGCAGGCAGAUCAGUGAGCCUGUCGUCAGUCUGAAGAAGAGCAGGCACCCAUCUAGCUGCUGCUGCUGCUCACAACUUGCUGGCAGGUGACAGCUGGUCCUUGUCUCCGUGGGUGUCUUCCUUAGCAGCAGCAGCAGCAGCAAGAGUGUCCAGGAUCCGGGUUCCAGGUGCUUCUCUGAGGCUCCGGCACGGCGAAAACCUUUGCAGCCUGGGACACCGGACUCCUUCGACAGGAAGACCCAGAUCUGGAGCCCACCAUGACAGGUGUGUGCGGCUGCUGUGGAGCUCUGCGUCCUCGUUACAAGAGGCUUGUUGACAAUAUUUUCCCAGAGGAUCCAGAGGAUGGGCUGGUGAAAACCAACAUGGAGAAGCUGACUUUCUACGCACUCUCUGCUCCCGAGAAGCUGGACCGCAUCGGGGCGUACCUGUCGGAAAAGCUGAUCCGAGACGUGAGCAGACACCGAUAUGGGUACGUGUGCAUCGCUAUGGAAGCCUUGGACCAGCUCCUCAUGGCCUGCCACUGCCAGAGCAUCAACCUUUUCGUGGAGAGUUUCUUGAAGAUGGUGGCCAAGCUGCUGGAGUCCGAGAAGCCUGACCUGCAGAUCCUUGGCACCAACUCAUUUGUGAAGUUUGCAAACAUUGAAGAGGACACGCCCUCGUAUCACCGAAGCUACGACUUCUUCGUGUCCCGCUUCAGCGAAAUGUGUCACUCCAGCCACGAUGACCUGGACGUCCGGACAAAGAUCCGGAUGUCCGGCAUAAAAGGGCUGCAGGGCGUGGUGCGCAAGACGGUGAAUGAUGAGCUUCAGGCAAACAUCUGGGACCCCCAGCACAUGGACAAGAUCGUGCCUUCGCUGCUCUUCAAUCUCCAGCAUGCAGAAGAAGCGGAAAGCCGCUCUCCAUCUCCCUUGCAAACCAGCGAGAAGGAGAAAGAGAGCCCUGCCGAGCUGGCAGAGAGAUGUCUGCGGGAGCUCCUGGGCCGGGCAGCUUACGGCAACAUCAAGAACGCCAUCAAGCCGGUCCUCAUUCACCUGGACAAUCACUCUCUGUGGGAGCCCAAGACCUUUGCCAUCCGCUGCUUCAAGAUCAUCAUGUACUCGAUCCAGCCUCAGCACUCCCACUUGGUGAUCCAGCAGCUUCUCAGCCACCUGGAUGCCAACAGCAAAAGCGCCGCCACCAUCCGUGCCGGGAUCGUGGAGGUCCUGUCCGAGGCGGCUGUCAUCGCAGCCUCCGGAUCGGUUGGACCCACAGUGCUGGAGGUGUUCAACACGCUCCUGAGACAACUGCGCCUGAGCAUCGACUACGCCCUGACUGGCAGCUAUGAUUCCGCCAUUGCUGGUGGCACCAAGAGCAUCAAAGAGCACGAAGAGAGGAUGUUCCAGGAGGCGGUCAUCAAGACCACAGGUUCCUUUGCCAGCACCCUGCCUACCUAUCAGAGGUCGGAGGUGAUGCUCUUUAUCAUGAGCAAGGUCCCGCUUCCUUCUCUACAUCACUCUCUAGACACGGGCAAAGCUGGGGAGAACAGGAGUCGCUUAACACAGAUCAUGCUGUUGAAAUCGCUCCUGCAGGUCUCCACUGGCUUCCAGUGCAGCAACAUGCUGACGGCCCUCCCCAGCUCCUUCCUGGACCGGCUGCUGUCAGCAGCUUUGAUGGAAGAUGCAGAGAUCCGUCUGUUCGUCCUCCAGAUUCUCAUCAGCUUUAUCGACCGCCACGGGAACAAACACAAGUUCCAGACCAUCAGCACCCUCGGAGAUAUCUCCAUCCUGAAGCUGAAAGUGGACAAGUGUUCGCGUCAGGAUACUGUCUUCAUGAAGAAGCACUCCCAGCAGCUCUAUCGGCACAUGUUCCUGACCUGCAAGGAGGAGAACAACGGGCGUGGCCACUAUGAGGCUCUCUACGGCCUUCUGGCCCUCAUCAGCAUUGAGCUGGCUAACGAGGAGGUGGUGGUAGACCUUAUCCGUCUGGUGCUGGCCAUGCAGGAACUGGCCCAAGUCAACGAGGAUAACCUGCCGCUGUACAACCGCUGUGCCUUGUACGCCCUGGGAGCCGCCUACCUCAACCUCAUCAGCCAGCUGACCACCGUGCCCGCCUUCUGCCAGCACAUCCACGAGGUCAUAGAGAUGAGGCAGAAGGAGGCCCCCUACCUGCUCCCCGAAGGUGUAUUUGCAGAGAAACCCAGGCUCUCGAGGAACUUGGACUGCCUGGGGCCCGAGAUCCUCUUCCGGCAAAGCAAGAUCAGCGAAGUGCUGGGAGGGAGCGGCUACAACUCGGACAGGCUCAGCACCCCCUACAUCCCCCAGCUGACAGAUGAAGAUCGGCUGUCCAAGAGGAAGAGCAUUGGCGAGACCAUCUCCCUGCAGGUGGAAGUGGAGUCGCGAAAUAGCCCCGAAAAAGAGGAGAAGGCACCAGCUGAAGAGAUCACUUACGAAACCCUGAAGAAAGCAAUUGUUGACAGUGUUGCGGUGGAGGAACAGGAGCGGGAGAGACGGCGGCAGGUGGUGGAGAAGUUCCAGAAAGCUCCCUUUGAAGAAAUUGCUGCUCAUUGUGGUGCCCGGGCCACUCUGCUCCAGAGCAAGCUCAACCAGAUAUUUGAGAUUACCAUACGGCCCCCUCCGAGCCCUUCCGGCACCAUCACAGCUGCUUACGGCCAGCCCCAGGGCCACUCCAUCCCUGUGUAUGAGAUGAAAUUCCCAGACCUGUGCGUGUACUGAGAGCCAGCCUGCAUGCCAGGACAAGGUGGUGCCCUGAACCAGCCAGGACCACGUGGAGUGCCGCCUGCAUGAGCCAAAGCAGGGCUGUGGGUCAGAGCGAGGGGUGGGGGAGACGCCCCGUCGCCACCUUCAGUGCACGAUGGACAGAAGCACCCCCUGCAUACUUUCCUCCUUUCCCUUCUUCGUGCUCAACUCGUGUUUCUGUCACGCAAACCACAGAACGCCUUUUAUGGACAGUGAAGGAAGUGGGGUGGGUGUUGGCUUCCCUUUUUUAGAAGCUGCAGAACUAUUUUGAGGGGUUUGAAUGUUUUCCUUGGUCGCGCUCUCUCUCUAGUGAAAGCGUGUGUUGAUAAUCCAUUACAUAAAGUGACUCUCUUCUCUGUG